Molecule: messenger RNA, 7754 nt
Organism: Symphalangus syndactylus (siamang)
Lineage: Eukaryota; Metazoa; Chordata; Mammalia; Primates; Hylobatidae
Gene: CAND1
Product: cullin associated and neddylation dissociated 1
Biological process (GO): SCF complex assembly
Source: RefSeq, a predicted model, not a curated record
UGUAUGUGUGUGUGUUUUACACUAAAUAUGGUGGAAAGGCUAUUCAGAGCAAAAGGCAAUUAACUGUGGCUGAAGCACUAAGGACAGUUUGAUGAAAGAUAUAUUAAUCAUGGCAGAUGGGUAAAAUAAAGAAAUAUGGCAUUACUGGGGAGAAAAAAUAUCAUAUAUUACAUAUAUAUUAUUAUCAUUUUAAGACGUUGUCUCGCUCUGUCGCCCAGGCUGGAGUGCAGCGGCACGAUCUCAGCUCACUGCAACCUCCACCUCCUGGGUUCAAGCAAUUUUUCUGCCUCAGCCUCCUGAGUAGCUGCGACUACAGGCGCGCCACCAUGCCCAGCUAAUUUUUGUAUUUUUAGUAGAGAUGGGGUUUCACCACAUUGGCCAGGCUGGUCUCGAACUCCUGACCUCCUGAUCUGCCCGCCUCGGCCUCCCAAAGUGGUGGGGUUACAGGCAUGAGCCACCGCACUCGGCCUUUACAUUACAUACAUUUAAGUAAAAGGAUACAUGAGAGCAUAUCAGAGGUAUGUGUGAAAUUUAGACACAUACGAGGCUAAAUCAAGUUUUCAUCUGUUUAUUAACUCCUAUUGCCUGACUUUGAAGUACUCAGUAAUAGUUGAUGAAUACAGAAAACAAUGGCAAAGGUCAGGUAGAUUUGAUGAGAUGUGAGGUAUGUGUUAGUAGAGCUAUUUAAAGGUUUGUUGUUUUUAACAGGAGUAUCAAGUGAGAUUGAUUUUUCAUCUCUUCACCAGGCUCUCUGUUCUUUUAGAAAGGCCUGUCAGCUAGCUCCAUCCCUAACACUUUCAGGGAUGUUAACCCAUAGCUGGCAAAACUUGUGUUUAAAAUCCCAAAUAUUAAGCAGAUGAAAAACUUGGAUAUUAAAUACUUUCAUAACUCAUCUCCACGAAUUUGUACGUCUGAGGGAACAAUAGACAGCUGCAGGUCCAUUGAGGCCGCAAAAGCUAACUACAGAGAUAGUCUUUUAGCUAUUUUGAAAUCAGUAGGGCCUGACUACAGUCAUCUGUCGCAUACCCAUUAGUCUUACUAAGGUCCUGCUGGCGUCAGAGAGGUGGUUCUACGAUGCACGGAAGGAGUGUGUCUGGCCAGAGCAGUGGGGAGGCUCAGCUGCCUUGGGAGGUGCAAGGAGUAGCGCUAGGAAGUUGCUGCUAGGCCUCUGGCAAGAACACCAAUUGAUCCGCAAUGCGCCUGGCCAAACUGCAGCAGCCUGCUCUGCAAAUACCGCAUGACAGAAAAAGCCUGUAUUGGAGAAUAUAAGAAUCCGCGGCAGAAACGGAGUGCGCGACGAUUCAAAGGUUUUUACCCAGCACGGCUCCCCCGUCAGACUGCAAAUCCCAGCAUUCACUCCUUCCACGGGAGCCAAUGAGGAAGCUACAAGUUCCCGCAGCCAAUCACAUUCUGAGCCAGUGUAUCACCCGACUGAAUUCUGGGAUUUGUGGUUUUCACGUGGCAACAUUACACCACGGUGGUCAAGGCAAUGCAGGCCACGCGUCUGAUCCCAAACGACACUUCCCUGUUAUAAAUUAUUAUGUUGGUUCCGCAAGCUAACUCCUUAACUGUCGUUACUCCCAGGCUUUCUCCUACUCAAAGCUCGUAAUCUUUUUCUCUUAAUGUCAUUAAAUAAUCAAGUUAUUUUCAGAUUAAGGCCCACUUGCUCCACUCGUCUCCUGUCCUUUAACCGUCGCUUUAAAGUCUCGCGAGAACAGCCCCUUUUUUUGUCGUCGUCAUGUCUCCAAAAGGCGGGUCACGCGAAAACUGACACAGGCUUCAGCCAACCAAAUUGUCUUUUAACUCUCGUCUCGACAGUGUGCGUGGGCAGGCCUCCGUGAACUCUGACCUUAGCUUUCCGUAGCGUCCCGCGUCUGCCGCCCCCGCCCCCGGAGCGAAGGAGGCGGGCUUUGGCCUUUUGCCCUAGGGAGCGAGUGCGGAGCGAGUGGGAGCGAGACGGCCCUGAGUGGAAGUGUCUGGCUCCCCGUAGAGGCCCUACUGUACGCCCCGCCGCCCAUGAGCUCGUUCUCACCUGAACAGCGCUGUCGUUAAGCUGGCCCUGUAGCCUCGGCUUACCCCGGGACAGGCCCACGCCUCGCCGGGGAGGGGGCAGCCCGUCGAGGCGCCUCCCUAGUCAGCGUCGGCGUCGCGCUGCGACCCUGGAAGCGGGAGCCGCCGCGAGCGAGAGGAGGAGCUCCAGUGGCGGCGGCAGCGGCAGCGGGCAGCAGCUCCAGCAGCGCCAGCGGGCGGGAUCGAGGCCGUCAAAAUGGCGAGCGCCUCGUACCACAUUUCCAAUUUGCUGGAAAAAAUGACAUCCAGCGACAAGGACUUUAGGUUUAUGGCUACAAAUGAUUUGAUGACGGAACUGCAGAAAGAUUCCAUCAAGUUGGAUGAUGAUAGUGAAAGGAAAGUAGUGAAAAUGAUUUUGAAGUUACUGGAAGAUAAAAAUGGAGAGGUACAGAAUUUAGCUGUCAAAUGUCUUGGCCCUUUAGUGAGUAAAGUGAAAGAAUACCAAGUAGAGACAAUUGUAGAUACCCUCUGCACUAACAUGCUUUCUGAUAAAGAACAACUUCGAGACAUUUCAAGUAUUGGUCUUAAAACAGUAAUUGGAGAACUUCCUCCAGCUUCCAGUGGCUCUGCAUUAGCUGCUAAUGUAUGUAAAAAGAUUACUGGACGUCUUACCAGUGCAAUAGCAAAACAGGAAGAUGUCUCUGUUCAGCUAGAAGCCUUGGAUAUUAUGGCUGAUAUGUUGAGCAGGCAAGGAGGACUUCUUGUUAAUUUCCAUCCUUCAAUUCUGACCUGUCUACUUCCCCAGUUGACCAGCCCUAGACUUGCAGUGAGGAAAAGAACCAUUAUCGCUCUUGGCCAUCUGGUUAUGAGCUGUGGAAAUAUAGUUUUUGUAGAUCUUAUUGAACAUCUGUUGUCAGAGUUGUCCAAAAAUGAUUCUAUGUCAACAACAAGAACCUACAUACAAUGUAUUGCUGCUAUUAGUAGGCAAGCUGGUCAUAGAAUAGGUGAAUACCUUGAGAAGAUAAUUCCUUUGGUGGUAAAAUUUUGCAAUGUAGAUGAUGAUGAAUUAAGAGAGUACUGUAUUCAAGCCUUUGAAUCAUUUGUAAGAAGAUGUCCUAAGGAAGUAUAUCCUCAUGUUUCUACCAUUAUAAAUAUUUGUCUUAAAUAUCUUACCUAUGAUCCAAAUUAUAAUUACGAUGAUGAAGAUGAAGAUGAAAAUGCAAUGGAUGCUGAUGGUGGUGAUGAUGAUGAUCAAGGGAGUGAUGAUGAAUACAGUGAUGAUGAUGACAUGAGUUGGAAAGUGAGACGUGCAGCUGCGAAGUGCUUGGAUGCUGUAGUUAGCACAAGGCAUGAAAUGCUUCCAGAAUUCUACAAGACCGUCUCUCCUGCACUAAUAUCCAGAUUUAAAGAGCGUGAAGAGAAUGUAAAGGCAGAUGUUUUUCACGCAUACCUUUCUCUUUUGAAGCAAACUCGUCCUGUGCAAAGUUGGCUAUGUGACCCCGAUGCAAUGGAACAGGGAGAAACACCUUUAACAAUGCUUCAGAGUCAGGUUCCCAACAUUGUUAAAGCUCUUCACAAACAGAUGAAAGAAAAAAGUGUGAAGACCCGACAGUGUUGUUUUAACAUGUUAACUGAGCUGGUAAAUGUAUUACCUGGGGCCCUAACGCAACACAUUCCUGUACUUGUACCAGGAAUCAUUUUCUCACUGAAUGAUAAAUCAAGCUCAUCGAAUUUGAAGAUUGAUGCUUUGUCAUGUCUAUACGUAAUCCUCUGUAACCAUUCUCCUCAAGUCUUCCAUCCUCACGUUCAGGCUUUGGUUCCUCCAGUGGUGGCUUGUGUUGGAGACCCAUUUUACAAAAUUACAUCUGAAGCACUUCUUGUUACUCAACAGCUUGUCAAAGUAAUUCGUCCUUUAGAUCAGCCUUCCUCGUUUGAUGCAACUCCUUAUAUCAAAGAUCUAUUUACCUGUACCAUUAAGAGAUUAAAAGCAGCUGACAUUGAUCAGGAAGUCAAGGAAAGGGCUAUUUCCUGUAUGGGACAAAUUAUUUGCAACCUUGGAGACAAUUUGGGUUCUGACUUGCCUAAUACACUUCAGAUUUUCUUGGAGAGACUAAAGAAUGAAAUUACCAGGUUAACUACAGUAAAGGCAUUGACACUGAUUGCUGGGUCACCUUUGAAGAUAGAUUUGAGGCCUGUUCUGGGAGAAGGGGUUCCUAUCCUUGCUUCAUUUCUUAGAAAAAACCAGAGAGCUUUGAAACUGGGUACUCUUUCUGCCCUUGAUAUUCUAAUAAAAAACUAUAGUGACAGCUUGACAGCUGCCAUGAUUGAUGCAGUUCUAGAUGAGCUCCCACCUCUUAUCAGUGAAAGUGAUAUGCAUGUUUCACAAAUGGCCAUCAGUUUUCUUACCACUUUGGCAAAAGUGUAUCCCUCCUCCCUUUCAAAGAUAAGUGGAUCCAUUCUCAAUGAACUUAUUGGACUUGUGAGAUCACCCUUAUUGCAGGGGGGUGCUCUUAGUGCCAUGCUAGACUUUUUCCAAGCACUGGUUGUCACUGGAACAAAUAAUUUAGGAUACAUGGAUUUGUUGCGCAUGCUGACUGGUCCAGUUUACUCUCAGAGCACAGCUCUUACUCAUAAGCAGUCUUAUUAUUCCAUUGCCAAAUGUGUAGCUGCCCUUACUCGAGCAUGCCCUAAAGAGGGACCAGCUGUAGUAGGUCAGUUUAUUCAAGAUGUCAAGAACUCAAGGUCUACAGAUUCCAUUCGUCUCUUAGCUCUACUUUCUCUUGGAGAAGUUGGGCAUCAUAUUGACUUAAGUGGACAGUUGGAACUAAAAUCUGUAAUACUAGAAGCUUUCUCAUCUCCUAGUGAAGAAGUCAAAUCAGCUGCAUCCUAUGCAUUAGGCAGCAUUAGUGUGGGCAAUCUUCCUGAAUAUCUGCCAUUUGUCCUGCAAGAAAUAACCAGUCAACCCAAAAGGCAGUAUCUUUUACUUCAUUCUUUGAAGGAAAUUAUUAGCUCUGCAUCAGUGGUGGGCCUUAAACCAUAUGUUGAAAACAUCUGGGCCUUAUUACUAAAGCACUGUGAGUGUGCAGAGGAAGGAACCAGAAAUGUUGUUGCUGAAUGUCUAGGAAAACUCACUCUAAUUGAUCCAGAAACUCUCCUUCCACGACUUAAGGGGUACUUGAUAUCAGGCUCAUCAUAUGCCCGAAGCUCAGUGGUUACGGCUGUGAAAUUUACAAUUUCUGACCAUCCACAACCUAUUGAUCCACUGUUAAAGAACUGCAUAGGUGAUUUCCUAAAAACUUUGGAAGACCCAGAUUUGAAUGUGAGAAGAGUAGCCUUGGUCACAUUUAAUUCAGCAGCACAUAACAAGCCAUCAUUAAUAAGGGAUCUGUUGGAUACUGUUCUUCCACAUCUUUACAAUGAAACAAAAGUUAGAAAGGAGCUUAUAAGAGAGGUAGAAAUGGGUCCAUUUAAACAUACAGUUGAUGAUGGUCUGGAUAUUAGAAAGGCAGCUUUUGAGUGUAUGUACACACUUCUAGACAGUUGUCUUGAUAGACUUGAUAUCUUUGAAUUUCUAAAUCAUGUUGAAGAUGGUUUGAAGGACCAUUAUGAUAUUAAGAUGCUGACAUUUUUAAUGUUGGUGAGACUGUCUACCCUUUGUCCAAGUGCAGUACUGCAGAGGUUGGACCGACUUGUUGAGCCAUUACGUGCAACAUGUACAACUAAGGUAAAGGCAAACUCAGUAAAACAGGAGUUUGAAAAACAAGAUGAAUUAAAGCGAUCUGCCAUGAGAGCAGUAGCAGCACUGCUAACCAUUCCAGAAGCAGAGAAGAGUCCACUGAUGAGUGAAUUCCAGUCACAGAUCAGUUCUAACCCUGAGCUGGCGGCUAUCUUUGAAAGUAUCCAGAAGGAUUCAUCAUCUACUAACUUGGAAUCAAUGGACACUAGUUAGAUGUUUGUUCACCAUGGGGACCAUUACAUAUGACCACACAAUGCACUGAAUUGACAGGUUAAUCAUAAGACAUGGAAAGAGAAGUGUCUAAAAGCUUCAAAAUGUUCCACUUUUUUUUCCUUCAUGGAGACUGUUUGUUUGGCUUUCUUCCAUUGUUGUUUUUGUAGCAUUUAUUUCAGAAAUGUGUAUUUCCAUAAUCCAGAGGUUGUAAAACCACUAGUGUUUUAGUGGUUACAGCAACAUUUGAAAUGGAAACUAAAAGUUAGGAUUUUAUGGAGUAGGGAGAUAGGGUCCAGUAUCUAUUUACCCUGUAAUGUUUAGGAUUAAAAUGUUGAAAUUUUGUGACCAUGAAUUUCUUUCUUUUAUAAAUUUUCUCAUUUAAAAAUCAAAAAUCUUGCAAAACAAAAACCAUGUUUCUUUUUCUUAUAUAACUUUUUGUUUUCAGCAACAUAAAUUGAUUUUUAGCUGGCAGACAAGAAUAUCCAUAUAAGAUUUGUUACCAUUUCAGAGAGUUUGGCAAUUUUUAAAAGAUAAUAAGGUAUCAUUUUUAAGUAUGAAAAUUAACAAUAUCCCUGUUGCACACACUAAUUUUGCAUGAGCAAGUUUACAAAUAUGUAUUGUCUGUAAAGGAGCAUGUGCAGAUUAUUCAUAAUAUAGAAGUUAAAAUAAGUAUUAGUGCAAUUUUCAGAUAUUUAUUUUUGCACAGAAAACACAUUAUCUGGAGAGAAAGGAGAAUUUUUGAGACUUGGGUUUUCUUAAUGCCAGUGUGAAUUUGCAGAUGUUUUCAGCAAAUCAAGUCACAGUAACAAUUUGCCACUUUUUUCUAUUAUAAAUCUUCUUUCUUAAAUUUUGAGUAUUUAAGUGCUCAGUUUUUCUCAGUUACCCAUUUGUGUGCGUGUGUUUCCACUUAGAAAUUCUUAAAACCAGAUUUUUCUUUCAUUCCCUUUGGAUGUCUACAUUCCUUAACAAAGGAUAUAAAUACUGUGUAUGCUUUUGAAUUUUUAUUUUUAGGAAAAUUCUGAAGCCAGCUAUCACAGGUUUGUUAGCUAAUAAUAGUAUUUUCUUUUAGUUGAGGUAGGUUUUUCCCCAUUUCCUGUAGAGCUAAUUUACAUAUUGUAUUUGGUAAGUGUUCACUACUUUUCCUGAUUAAGGGAUCUGUGCUGGGGAACAAAGCUUUUGCAGUACCUUAUAUUGUAGUUAAAAUUUUAUUUAACAUAUCCUUCAGUGAGCUCAUUUCACACUGUAGCCUCUUCCUUAAAAUUUGUGGUGCUCCUGUAAAAGUAAGAACUAAUUCUGAAAUAAAAGACAUCUCCUAAUGCUGUGCAAACAUAGUUUACAUGUAUUGAAGGAGGCAGUUGUUAAAUUGAGUGACCAAUUUUAAGCAAUCAGAUAUUUGAAAACUGCACCCUUUAUUUUUGAAACUGUGAAUUAGAAACACUUUUCCUGCUGUAUUACUACCUGCUUUAACAUCCAAAUAUACAGUGAUUUUAAAUGAUAACAUACUGUGGUUAUUAGAUUAACAGGUUGAUUUUGAAAUUUCAGAUGAUAAUGCAGAAGACAUCACUUCUAGGAAGGAUUUUGACUAGUGCAUUGAUGUUGAAGUUGGUGCCAUUUCAAAAUGUGGCAGGUGAUAAUCUUAUACCAUAAUUUGCAUAAAACUGUAAUAGAAGUUUAUUUUGAGAUGUUAGUAUAUUAUGUACUAUGCAUUUCUGUGGUACAGAUGUUGUGGAUAUAUUUAAGUAUUUGGUUACAUGGUUUCACAAUAAAUUACAAUACUGCAGGCUCUAGGACCGAA